Molecule: messenger RNA, 852 nt
Organism: Elgaria multicarinata webbii
Lineage: Eukaryota; Metazoa; Chordata; Lepidosauria; Squamata; Anguidae
Gene: SCRT2
Product: scratch family transcriptional repressor 2
Exons: 2
Coding region: 1-852 (283 amino acids)
Biological process (GO): regulation of DNA-templated transcription
Molecular function (GO): RNA polymerase II cis-regulatory region sequence-specific DNA binding; DNA-binding transcription factor activity, RNA polymerase II-specific
Source: RefSeq, a predicted model, not a curated record
AUGCCUCGCUCGUUCCUGGUCAAGAAGAUCAAGGCGGAUGCGUUCCAGCCCGGCCCGGGCUCCCCCACUUACCACCCACUGGAAACUUCGUACAAUGAGCUGGCGGGACCCCUGGGGGACGGCGAUCCCGGGGUGGGAGAGGGUUACCUCCAGACCUGCCUCGCAUCAUCCGGCUGUAAGAAUGAAAAGAAGAAACCAGGGCUCCACUUGCCACCCUCAGACCCAAUUUAUGCGCCCAUCCAUGAGGACUACAGCGACCCGGAGAGCCCCCAAUCCAGCCUCUCCUCCCACUACUUCAACGGCGAAGCUGCCGUCACCGAGAGCUACUCGAUGGAUGCCUUCUUCAUCACCGAUGGCCGGUCGCGGCGACGGGGGGAGGGCCAGCGGCGGGGCAGCCACCGCCACUCCUGCAACGAGUGUGGCAAGACCUACGCCACCUCCUCCAACCUCAGCCGGCACAAGCAGACGCACCGCAGCCUGGACAGCAAGAUGGCGAGGAAGUGCCCCACCUGCAACAAGGCCUACGUCUCCAUGCCGGCCCUGGCCAUGCACCUCCUGACGCACAACCUCAAACACAAGUGUGACGUGUGCGGUAAGGCCUUCAGCCGGCCGUGGCUCUUGCAGGGACACAUGCGCUCCCACACGGGCGAGAAGCCGUUCGGCUGCUCCCACUGCGGCAAGGCCUUCGCCGACCGCUCCAACCUGCGGGCCCACAUGCAGACCCACUCGGCCUUCAAGCACUACAAGUGCAAGCAGUGCGAGAAGACCUUCGCCCUCAAGUCGUACCUCAACAAGCACUACGAGUCGGCCUGCUUCAAGGGGCCCGAGCACACCUGCGAAAGGGAGAACUGA